Molecule: messenger RNA, 833 nt
Organism: Olea europaea var. sylvestris
Lineage: Eukaryota; Viridiplantae; Streptophyta; Magnoliopsida; Lamiales; Oleaceae
Product: IMPACT family member in pol 5'region-like
Exons: 5
Coding region: 397-696 (99 amino acids)
Biological process (GO): regulation of translational initiation
Cellular component (GO): cytoplasm
Source: RefSeq, a predicted model, not a curated record
UCCUUCACAGGUUUACGCAACAAAAUUUUUUUAACUUGUACCUAUAACAAUUAAUUGUAAGGAUGAGUCCUAUAAAAAAGAAAUAAAUAAAUAAAUAAAAUUGUAGGGAUGAGUAAGUGCGACCAUAUCUGUUUCCUUUUUUGGUUUAUCUCAUCAUAUCACAUUUUGUUCUUUGAGAUCUGAAAUCACUGUCAAUAGAUGGGAAUCUUGCUGAGUGUAUGGGCGUGUGUUUGUAAAACCUAAUAUCAUAGUCUUUCUUUAUCUAAUGCCACAAACUUAAUUGGUUCUUAAUUCUAGGUUGGAGAUCAAUAUCGGAGUAAUGAUGACGGUGAACCAUCUGGUACAGCUGGCAAGCCAAUACAUUCUGCAAUUGUCUCUUCUGGCAUAGAUAGAGUUAUGGUUGUCAUUAUCAGGUAUUUUGGAGGAAUCAAACUUGGCACUGGAGGAUUAGUUAGAGCAUAUGGAGGAGUAGCUGCCGAAUGUUUGAGGAAUGCCCCGACAUGCCUUGUAAAAUCAAAAGUUCCUAUGGGCUUGGAGGUUUCAUUUGAUCUUUUGGGAGUACUCUACCAUCAACUACAAUCUUUUCAAGUCGAGGACAUCAAGCAGGACUAUGAUACUGGAAAAGACAAUGUUACAAUGGUCACUUUCAAAGUUGAUUUUGAUCGGGUACAAAGUUUGGAAGAAGCUAUCAAGUGAAAAUUUACACCUGACAGAAGUGGACAAGUCGAUUAUUGAAAGAAUGCAAAGUGUACCUUGGGUUCCUGUAAUUACACUAUUGAAAUAACUUCAGGUAAAUUUUUCUCUUUCUUCAAUCUGACAUAGUUCCAAUUUGA